Aureococcus anophagefferens is the source of this 1173-nucleotide messenger RNA. RefSeq lists its product as hypothetical. The coding region runs from base 1 to 1173 and encodes 390 amino acids. The record is from RefSeq and is a predicted model, not a curated record. Lineage: Eukaryota; Pelagophyceae; Pelagomonadales; Pelagomonadaceae. Gene Ontology annotation, molecular function: Hsp90 protein binding. The transcript has 2 exons. Gene Ontology annotation, cellular component: membrane.
AUGGCCGCGGAGCUCAAGGAGGGCCGCGAGCUCUACAAGAGCGGCAAGUUCGGCGACGCGGCGGCGAAGUUCGGGUCGGCGCUCGAGGACGACUCGACGGAGGUGGACCAGCUGCACAUGAUCCACAGCAACCGCUGCGCGUGCUACAUGCAGCUCAAGGCCUUCGACAAGGCCUACGACGACGCCGAGGCCUGCACGUCCCUGAAGCCGACCUGGGCCAAGGGCUGGGCGCGCCUCGCGGCCGCGUGCGACGCGCUCGGGAAGCUGCCCCAGGCGGCCGCCGCGUACGAGAAGGCCGCGGAGCUCGACCCGGCGAACGGCGCGCAGCACCUCAACGACGCGGCGAAGGUCAAGGCGAAGGCCGACGCGGCGAACGGCGCGGGCAACUACCGGCGCGUGCCCUUCCCGGAGCAGCGGAGCGUCCAACCGGUCGGCGGCCGCUUCGAGAACGCGCACCUGAUGGCGCGCGGCGCGGUCUUCGUCUACAGCGCCAUCUACCUCGUGUCCUUCACGACGGACCUCGCGACGCUCCGCGCGCGCUACCGCUCCGCCGUCAAGUUCCUGUGUCUGUCGCUCGUCAUGCACUGGGGCCGCGCGCACGGCCGCCCGAAGAUGGACCGCGCGUACGCGCAAAAGUGCAUGACGGACCCGGGCUGCCAGCGCCUCUUCGGGGCCUUCAUCCUGCUCCUGGGCCAGGGCUCCUUCAUCGCCCUGCUGCCCCUGCUCUACUUCGAGGCGCGGCGUCGGCGCACGCGCGUGGGCCUGAAGUCCCAGGCGCUCCAGGCGACGGCGGCGCUCGAGGGGACGCUGCUGGAUGGCGACGGCCAGCUCGACGCCAAGGUCGUCGUGAACUGCGCCUACGCGGAGGCCGGCGCGGGGCUCCUCAUGGUCCUCGAGCUCCUCACGCCGCGCCGCAACUUCAUCCUCCUCGUCCUCUACUGGCAGUACAUGCAGAUGCGCAUCAUGCUCGAGGGCGCCGCGACGGGCGGCGCCGGCGGGCCCCUCCACGCCGCCUUCGGCGCCGUCGACGCCAAGGUCGUCGCCGUCGUCGGCAACCCCGCGUGCCCCGCGCUGCUCCGCGGCGCCUACGGCAAGAUCAAGCAGCUCGCCAAGAACCAGGUCGCCCUCCCCGAGCCGGGCAAGAAGCCGGGCCUCAAGUGCACGAUCAUGUAG